Molecule: messenger RNA, 1338 nt
Organism: Nematolebias whitei (Rio pearlfish)
Lineage: Eukaryota; Metazoa; Chordata; Actinopteri; Cyprinodontiformes; Rivulidae
Gene: nucb2b
Product: nucleobindin 2b
Exons: 12
Coding region: 1-1338 (445 amino acids)
Cellular component (GO): endoplasmic reticulum-Golgi intermediate compartment; extracellular exosome
Molecular function (GO): calcium ion binding
Source: RefSeq, a predicted model, not a curated record
AUGGUGAGGAGCAAAGCUUUGGCCCACUGUGGGUUGGUUCUGCUCAGUUUGUGGUUAUGUAUCCACUCAGUGCCUAUCGGUGUGGAAAAGGCUAAAGACAAGCCUGAGGCGGACAAACUGGAUCCACCUAAAAGUGCUGACACUGGCCUGCACUACGACCGCUACCUCAGGGAAGUAAUCGAGUACCUCGAGAAAGAUUCCCACUUUAGAGAAAAGCUGAAAAAUGCCAACUUGGAUGACAUCAAGCAAGGCAAACUGGCUAAAGAGCUGGACUUUGUCCAUCACAACUUUCGAACAAAGUUGGACGAGCUGAAGAGGGAGGAGAUGAACCGGCUGAGGAUGCUCAUCAAAGCCAAACAUGACCUCAAGGAGGAAAAUGGUAACAUGGACCACCAGGCUCUGCUGAAACAGUUUGAGCACCUCAACCACAUGAACCCACAUACUUUUGAGGUGGAUGACCUGGACCGCCUCAUCCAAUCGGCAACCAAAGAUCUGGAAAACUAUGACCAGAAACACCACGAUGAGUUCAAGAGGUAUGAGAUGAUGAAGGAGCACGAGAGGCGGGAGCGCCUGAAGAAAAUGAGUGAAGAAGACCGGAAGAAGGAGGAGCAGCACUACGAGGAGAUGAAGAAGAAACAUGCCAACCAUCCCAAAGUUAACCAUCCUGGCAGUCAAGACCAGCUAAAAGAGGUGUGGCAUGAAGCAGAUGGUUUGGACCCAGAGGACUUUGACCCCAAAACCUUUUUUAAAAUGCACGACACUAAUGGAGAUGGCUUCUUAGAUGAAAAUGAACUUGAAGCACUUUUCACUAAAGAGCUUGAGAAAGUGUACGACCCUAAAAAUGAAGAAGACGACAUGGUGGAGAUGGAGGAAGAGAGACUGAGGAUGAGGGAGCAUGUUAUGAACGAGGUGGACACCAACAAAGACAGGCUUGUGUCAAUGAGCGAGUUCAUAGCGGCGACUAAGAGGGAGGAUUUCCUUCAAAAAGAGGAGUGGGAGACUUUAGAUCAAAAUCCCUUUUACACCGAGGAGGAGCUGAGGGAGUAUGAGCAGCAACUGGCCAAUGAGGAAAAAUACCUCAACCACAGGUCCACUGAGCUGCAGAAACAAAGGGAGGAGCUCGAAAAAAAACAGGAGGAGCUGAACGCUCAGAAGGUGGAGCUAAAGCAGGCAAUGGAAGAAAUGGAAAGAAUCAAGACUCAAACUGUCAAAGCUGAAGUAAAACAACCAGGAGAACACUCAACAGAAAGUCCUCAAACACCAGUCGUACCAGCGCACAGCCAACCACUGCCUCCUGCUCAUCAGCAACAUCAUGUACCUGUGCCAGGACACUCUUAG